UUGCGAUUAUUGGCGAUACGCAAAUACGCAAUCACGUUUUGAGUCUAAUCGUCACUAGCCGUAGCCCAUAAAUGUUAACGACUGUCGUCGUCGAGUCGUUAUUCGUUCGUUGUUCGUUGCGAUUUUGCAAGACGUGCACGACGUGUCAACUAUAAAUAAUAAGCCAUCUUGGCCGGACAUCAAGUGAGUAGCAACGACAAUUUUAGCGAAUGCACUUGACGUCCUCACCUAGCGUUCGCACAAUUUGAAGAGCAGUGUUCAACUCAUCGCCUUGAACGUGAUAUUUGCGCUAAACCUUACAUUGCAAGUUUGAAUUCGUCAAACGCAGAAGUUCGUACGUUGAUCAAUCGUUCUCCUGAUAUUAUUUUCGCUGAUUUAGCGCGCGAACAGAGAGGGACUAACUCUCCGAUCGCCACUCCCCCGYCUCGUCCGUCGAACCCAAUCACCUACCCAAUUUCGUGGGCAACGACGACAACUUUAUUGUUUUUGAAAUUCGUUUGUGUGACAAUGGCAUUUCAAUGAAUACAAUGUCGCCGUCCGGUUCACGUACAUCAUAUUCUCCUCCUGGAGACCACACAUUCAACCCCUGUGCGACCACCACCGAUGUCGGACAACCGUCAGAUGGAGAGAAAAUUGAACGUGCCUACGCCGAAGUCACUGGUGCAGGCCAACAGUAAGACGGACGCCAAAAAAUUGACAGAUUCAUCUAAUUCAAAGCACUCAAAUCGCCGAAAUGGAAAAGCUGUUACUAUUCAGCCACAAAGAGUUGAAGCUAACCGAAAUAUUAGCCUUAAGAAAAACUCAAAUAACUGUAAACAGCCGCAACCUCGAGCUAGUCUCUUUUGUAGAAAGAAGAGUUCCGAGGUARCUGAAUCAUUGAAUGAUGUCGAUGAUGAUGAUAUAUUGCCUGUAUUAAGGCAUGUGGAACAUACUAACAAAUGGAAUAUGCGUAGCGGUUACGGGUMUAGGAAAAAAGAGUUUCCACAGAAAUUCAAUGUCAAACACUUUUUGAUAGCAAAUUGUCAAUUUGUAGUCAAGUGUGGAAAAGAUUAUUCUCAUUGGAUGUUUGAUCAGGAUGAAAUUGUUGAUUGGGAUUGCAUUGAACAAAUAAAAAUGUUUUCUACUCAAUUUAUUAAAUGUCCUAUAUGUAUGGAUAUACCGAUAACGCCAAAAAUGACUCGAUGUGGUCAUAUAUAUUGUUGGCCUUGCAUUUUGCAUUAUUUAGAUAUAAACAAAGAACUUGAUACUGUUGGCUGUCCCAUAUGCCAUUCUAAAAUAUUUAAAAAAGAAUUACAGAGCGUUGAAAUAAUUAUUAAAGAGGAAUGUUGUGUUGGUCAAUCAAUAACUUUACAAUUAAUGAAACGUGCUAGAAAUUCAUUGCAAGCAUACCCAAUGUCUGAACUCCUUCAAAAUGUUUUUAAACCAUCGGAUGAGAUUCCUUUAUCAGUUUGUGAGCCUAAUUACUCUACAGCUUAUUCCAGACUUCUAAUUGGUUAUAAAAGCCAAGUUUUAAAUAUUUUGAACCAAGAAAGGGAAGCGCUUUUACUGCUUUUAGAAUACUGGGAAACUGAAGAUGUCGAAAAAAAAUAUAUAUAUGAAGCUCUUGAAUUAUUAUCAAAAAGAGAAAACAUUUUAAUGAAUCAGGAACCAAAUGAUGAAAUAAAAGGAAUAAACUGUGAGUCUAUGAAUUCCGUAAUAAGUGCAAAUAUAGGAUCAACACCACUGCAAUCACAAUGUCAGAACUUUUUUGAAAUUCCUGGAUGUUCUCAUAAUGUUACUAGUGUUUUUGAUGAAAAUCCAAAUUUACACAUAAAAGAAAUGAACACAAAAUUAAAUAAUUAUAACUCUGUUGAUCUUAAAGAGGUUUCACAAAAAAAACCUGCCAAAAAGGAUUUUUAUUUCUAUCAAGCUCUGGAUGGUCAGCAUAUUUAUUUAUCUGCAGUUAACGUAGAAAUGUUAGAAUGUAUGUUCGGCAGUCUUGAAAAUAGUCCACUGAAGAUAGAUGCUAUUGUAAUUGAAAAACAGUCCUUAUCAAUGACUGAAGCAUCAAGAAAACGCUAUAGAUUUCUGUUACAUUUACCUUUAACAACUGUUUUUGAAUGGGUUGAAUUAGAUUUGACUAAUAUUGUUAGUCAAGAAACUUUAUUUAUAUUUAAAAGCAACUUGGAUGAAAAAAAAGCUAUAAGAGAUAGACGUGCUCGUGAUGAGCAACGGCUUGCUAAACGCAUUGAAAAAAGAAAUUCUGAAAAACAAAUGCCACUUCCUGAUUGGCAUAAUAGGAGUUUAUUUCCAGAAUGUGGUUAUGAUCCAUUUGCAGACAAAAGCAUGAUUCCUCUGAGCGAAUCAAUUGGUAUAACUUCCUCUUCAGAUCAAACUACAUUAAAUACUUCUAAUGGUUCACCAAGUAAUUUAUCAUUUGCAAAGGCAUUGCAAAAUGAAAGUACCACAAGUAACACCUCUUCUUCAGAUCAAGUUUUACCUAAUGUAUCAUCUCAAUGGCCAGUACUUGGUUCUAGACCAAAUUCUAUGUCAAUGAAUAAUUUUCUGGAAGAUGCUGUUGCCAAUAUGAACAUGCACGACAACAAAUCAAAAAAUCGAAAGAAGAAACGCAGCAAAUAUGAACCAAUAUUUUAAAAUUAUAUAACAUAUUUAUUUUAUUUAUAUAAAAGUUAUUGUUAUGUCAUGGAGCGUAUUAAAUUAUUACUAAUAAUUUACUAAUUUAAAUUAAUUUAAAGUAAUAUUAUUUAUUUUUUAGUUGUUUCAUAACCAAGGUAUGAAUGCUAUUUUCUUUGUAGUACUAGUAAUUGGCUUGUUAUACUAUAUCAUAAUCAAGUAUAUACUCUUAUCUAACAGCAAA
This is a messenger RNA of Diuraphis noxia (Russian wheat aphid), 2857 nucleotides long. RefSeq names its product E3 ubiquitin-protein ligase RNF10. Lineage: Eukaryota; Metazoa; Arthropoda; Insecta; Hemiptera; Aphididae. The record is from RefSeq and is a predicted model, not a curated record. Gene Ontology annotation, molecular function: metal ion binding; transcription cis-regulatory region binding. Gene Ontology annotation, biological process: positive regulation of transcription by RNA polymerase II.